Molecule: messenger RNA, 1565 nt
Organism: Gaeumannomyces tritici R3-111a-1
Lineage: Eukaryota; Fungi; Ascomycota; Sordariomycetes; Magnaporthales; Magnaporthaceae
Exons: 3
Coding region: 138-1274 (378 amino acids)
Biological process (GO): retrograde vesicle-mediated transport, Golgi to endoplasmic reticulum
Cellular component (GO): endoplasmic reticulum; SNARE complex
Source: RefSeq, a predicted model, not a curated record
AGCUGAUGUUGGCAGGGGUCUGAUUUCAGGAUGGUUUAAGGCGCCGAAACAGGGCGGGCAUGUGAAAUCGCCUUUGCUGUCGUCGUCGGCGGUCUCUUCCGGGGCUCGCCUGAGCUAUCCCUAGCCUAACAAUAACGAUGACAGCUCUUACUGCUUCGUUUAAUGAGCUACUGAAGCAGAGGGAGGCGCCUCCUGCGAAAACCAGCUUCAGCUUAGAGGAGCUCGACGAGUUCCUAAAGGAGGCAUACCGGAUCAACUCCCAUAUCGCCUCCCUCCAUUCCAGACUCAAGGAUGUCCGCCAGGCCUACCUCUCGACGGCGCCACAGCGCAAGUCGCACCUCCGGCAGCUGUCUCAAUAUCAACGCCAGCAAAUACUCACGGACCACGAGCGUGAGGAGGUCGAUGCAAACGCAAAGAAGAUGCUGCGCGAGCUCAACGCCUCCAUCCGGACCCUCGCCGACGCCGAGCAGCUGCGCCACGAGACGGAGCUCGUCGUGAUCCGCAAGAAGUACGUCCGCGGGCUGGGCGCGCUGGGCGCGUGGGCGGCCGGCGACGUCGGAGGGGUGGGCGGCCGGCUCGGCGGGCUGGGGCGCAAGAGCAAGAGCAAGGAGCACCUGGAGGCCGAGGGCAGGGCGGCGCAGCUGGCCGGCCACCGCGAGGGCGUGCUCUGGUUCCUCCGCCAGCGGCUCCAGCGGUGCGUCGAGACGCAGCAGCACAUGAUGGAGACGCGCCUCACGCGCGAGGUGGAGAAGAGCCGCAGCGUGCUCGCUAAGGCGCGCCCCGGCCAGCACGUACGCUCCGCCUCCGGCCUGCCCGCGGAGCUGGCCACCCACCCCGGGUUCCAGGGCUUCCACGAGCCGGCGUCCGGGAACGCCUUUGGCGGUGGCAAGGGGUCUCCCCUUGCACACCUCGAAGAAGAAGAAAAGAAGCGACGUCAAGAGCCGGCCGACUUGACCGCCGAUGAAUUGCAAAUGUUUGAAAAGGGAAGCCAGGAUAUGCUCAAAUACUACGAAAGCACCCUGGACAAAGUCAUGUCUGCGGAGAAGUCUCUCUUGGAGAUCUCGGAGUUGCAGACAGUCCUGGUCAACAGUCUAGCCACGCAGUCAGCUCAUGUCGAACAGCUGGUCGCAGACUCUCUCAGUACGGAGGAGAAUGUCGGCGGAGGAAAUAAGGAGUUGAAGAAGGCGUCGGAAAAAUGGCGCCCGGCCAAGCUUACCUUCUUUGGCGCUGUUGGGCUGUGUUCUGUGCUGGUGCUCUGGGACCUGGUGAUAUAAGCUUCUUGUACUCAUGAUAGUUGACGUAUUGAAGAAAGUGAAGACAUGGCUGCUUGCGGGGGGUAAUGGACUUCCUGAUGCGGUACAGGCGGGGAAGCGGCACCUUGAGCACUUUGAAGAAGACCAAAUUAAACUGCUGAUAAUCCAUGGUGACGGUUUAUCUGGGUAUUUGGGAAGCCUCGAUAUCUGGAUGGAAAUAUCUGCUUCGCCUUAGUCUUAUAUCUCGAACCUCCCGGCCCGUGUACCGCCUCUUUUUACUCCUGCACCGUAUCUCUCCUGGGCCGAGCUAGU